AUGUCUUUUUCCAAAGAGACGGCGAUUCAACAGGUUCUUGACGAGCCGUGUAUGCAGAAACAGCUUGACGCGAUUGCCCGGGCCGUGUUUGCCGGAGUGGACUUGCCCGCCUCGCAGCUGACCGUCCCUGAGCUCCAGAACGCCCUGCUCCUUCACUCAGUGUACACCGGGUCUGGCGGGGAAUUCGACCAGAUCGACCCGAAAUUGCUCAACGAGUACAAAGAUCUGCAGCUGGAGUACCUUCUGCUGAAAAUAUGGAGCGGAAACGACUCCGAGGAUGUGUAUCAGUCGGCAAUCGACGGGAUGGCUGAAUUGUACGAAUCGGAUCCCGCAAAGUGUGAUCAAUUUCCCACGAGUCUGGUGAUUUUCAACCUGAAACACCACUGUGCACAGCAUUUGGUCGCAAACAAGGCGUAUCCCAUGGCAUUGCCAUUUUUGCUCGACAAUUUCCAGAAUAGCAGUCUGGACUUUGCUGCAUCCCCCAAACCUGACCUCCAGCACGGGUUCCGGCUUCUGGUCCAGUGUUUGUUGUUGACACCAUACACGUACAAGAAACUCAACGCUCUGAGGAGUAUCGUGUCCAAGAUCAACGUCCAGCCAUACCAGAUCGAUCCAGAUACCAAAUCAUUACUUGAAAACAUGAACGAUAGACAGCUUUUUCCAAUUAGCAAAACCAUCCUCUCAAAGCUCGUUCCAGAACAAGAACUGGACCAUGCCAUAGAACUUGCGACCGAAUUCAACAUCGUUUCAUUGUCCCAGGUGUUCUCCACCGUGAAAAUACCUACAAUCAAGACCAUAUUCGAGCUCGAACUGGACAACCUCCAACUGUUUGACCUGAUUCUCCAGCUCAUAUCCGACAGAAAAAUCAACGCCGUGGUUGACGAGAUCGACAUGUCCGUUCAUUUCAAUUUACAAAAAGAGGAGAAACUGCUGCCAACGUUGUUGAAACUGCUAGACACUCUAUCUUAA
Messenger RNA from Ogataea philodendri, 969 nucleotides. RefSeq lists its product as uncharacterized. The record is from RefSeq and is a predicted model, not a curated record. The transcript has a single exon. The coding region runs from base 1 to 969 and encodes 322 amino acids. NCBI's taxonomy places the organism in Eukaryota, Fungi, Ascomycota, Pichiomycetes, Pichiales, Pichiaceae.